UUCGCGUUUCCUGUCUGGGCGGAGGAGGUUUGGCCCUGCGACGCUGCCGUCUCCCAGUGGCUGCGGCAAGCGUCAUGGCGGCGGCUCUCUCAAUGUCAGCAGCUCUGAGGCACCUUGUCGCGAGGAGCGGGGCCGCCGCGGCCCGCCUGUCGCCGGCCAGGUCACUGAGCACUUCCACAUGGCGGCUGGCACAGGACCAAACUCGAGACACGCAACUCAUCACAGUUGAUGAAAAAUUGGAUAUCACUGCUUUAACUGGUGUUCCAGAUGAGCACAUCAAACCCAGAAAAGUUCACAUUUUUGUUCCAGCACGUAAUGCAAUGCAGGCAGGAGUUAACAAUACAAAGAAAUGGAAGAUGGAGUUUGAUAACAGGGAGCGCUGGGAGAACCCUUUAAUGGGCUGGGCAUCUACAGCUGAUCCUUUAUCCAACAUGGUUCUUACUUUCUCUACUAAAGAAGAUGCCAUUGCCUUUGCUGAAAAAAAUGGCUGGAGCUAUGACGUUGAAGAGAAGAAGAUUCCAAAACCUAAAUCCAAGUCUUAUGGUGCAAACUUUUCUUGGAACAAAAGAACGAGGGUGUCUACAAAAUAGGUUGGCAUUGGCUGUCUGACUGAAUAAAGUCAGCUGUGCUAUAUUUAUAGUCCAUGUAUAAUACAUCUCUUAAUCUCCUAAUAAAUUUGACCUUUAAACUACA
This is a messenger RNA of Harpia harpyja (harpy eagle), 693 nucleotides long. RefSeq names its product NADH:ubiquinone oxidoreductase subunit S4 (gene NDUFS4). The transcript is spliced from 5 exons. Lineage: Eukaryota; Metazoa; Chordata; Aves; Accipitriformes; Accipitridae. The record is from RefSeq and is a predicted model, not a curated record. Bases 75 to 590 code for a protein of 171 amino acids. Gene Ontology annotation, biological process: electron transport chain.